AUGCCACGCUUCCAAGUGUUCGUGAGAUGGCGUCCGCUCAGCGCCAAUGAGUCAGGUGAAGGAGAAAUAAAACGUGAAUACAGUGAGAAUAAUUCAACAAUAUCAAUCUCAGCGCCACCUCAAUCCAAGACUCUUUCACGCCGUAACAUUGCUUGGAAGAGCGGGUCCUCGUUUUCAGGAAUAUUUGACGCUAAUGACAACAACAAAAUUGUCUUUGACUCGGUAGUGUCACCAGUCCUAUCUAAUGUUUUACAGGGCCAGUGCUGUAAUUUCUUUGCAUAUGGACACUCCGGCAGUGGCAAGUCCCAUACGAUUAUGGGAUAUAAUUAUGACAACAGCGAGGAAUUCGGUCUUUGUUUAGCUGCUGCACAUCAUCUGAUUUCCGCUCUUAAAAAAUUAAAUACGGUAGAUGAUGGUGGGCGGGGUGAUAAACUUGGGAUUGGUAUUCGGAUGUAUGAGAUGCGGAAGAAUAGCGCUUUUGAUCUGCUGAAUGGACACCGGGAGUGUCAUGUUCGAGAAGGGUCAGACGGGCGGGUAUAUAUUCGCGGCGAGACGGAGAUGCUUGAGGAUGGGAAAGUAAGGGUUCGGCCUAUCACCACAGUGGGAUGCUGGAGCUUUGAAGAUCUACAUCGAGAGUUGCAAGUCGGUCUGAAACUCCGAGCAACCGGGUCAUCGACAAUCCAUGACCAGAGUUCUAGAACACAUGCAGUUCUGGAGCUAGAGAUAAUUACAGAAAAGCUGACAGUGGCACGUGACGCUGUUUUUGAACGCCAGUCAGAGCUUGUUCCAGUAGGGAAGCAUGCAACAGAUGUAUACAUCGAGGAACAGUCUCGAGGAGUCAUGCUGAACAGUGACGGGAAGUGGAUUCCUAACCCUGACUACCAAAUAAAUCAAUCGCGGAUCGACGCCGCGGAAUUAAAGAAAGGAGAGUUUGAAAAGCGUGUGAAGGAGGCAGAAGAUUAUGAAACCAAGGUCUUUAGAGACAUUGCCAGUCGUCACGCAUGUAUUGGGGGAAGGCUCGUUUUUGUGGAUCUGGCUGGAUCGGAGUACUCUGAUGACAGUAGAACUGGACCUGGACCAAAGCAGACCCCUCAGGAAAAGCAGGAAGGGAGGCAGAUCAACAGUGACCUUUUGGCCCUAAAAGAGGUUAUCCGCGCCACGGCGUUGAAUCAAACUCGCAUUCCUUUUAGGUCUUCGCCCCUGACGAUGGUCUUGCGCCAGCACUUUCAGACGUCAACAAAUAAUCAUUCAGCCAUGAUCUUGACUAUCUCUCCUUCGACCCAACAAUUUGCGGCUGCCAUGAACACAUUGAAAUAUGGGGACUUGGUUGGUGUUGCUAGUGGAAAAAAAAGAAUAGCAUGA
Molecule: messenger RNA, 1362 nt
Organism: Talaromyces proteolyticus
Lineage: Eukaryota; Fungi; Ascomycota; Eurotiomycetes; Eurotiales; Trichocomaceae
Product: P-loop containing nucleoside triphosphate hydrolase protein
Exons: 1
Coding region: 1-1362 (453 amino acids)
Biological process (GO): microtubule-based movement
Cellular component (GO): kinesin complex; microtubule; centrosome
Molecular function (GO): microtubule binding; ATP binding; ATP hydrolysis activity
Source: RefSeq, a predicted model, not a curated record